Molecule: messenger RNA, 942 nt
Organism: Gaeumannomyces tritici R3-111a-1
Lineage: Eukaryota; Fungi; Ascomycota; Sordariomycetes; Magnaporthales; Magnaporthaceae
Exons: 2
Coding region: 232-942 (236 amino acids)
Source: RefSeq, a predicted model, not a curated record
GCGCCUACCGGGUUGCUGCUCAGCCGUGGGCUAUCAAACUGCCACAAAUUGCCUCACGUCGGGGUCUAGAUAACGAUAUAACCGGUUGGGUGUGAAGGUAGGUAACCUCUAGUCCCUUUGCGCACUGGCUGGCUCAUCCAACCACGGCAAAGAAGCACCUGGAGCUAUCUGGACACACGCACACACACAAACACGACAAAAAAAAAGAAAAAGAACCCUCCCCAAAAAAAAAUGCCGGUUCUCGAAAUCGCGUGCUUUGGCGUCAAGGCGGGCCUGGACGCGACGGACCCCGGCACGGCCGAGGGCAGGAUCGCGCACGAGGUGCUCGCAAAGGCCGUCAGGCAGCCGGGCGCGCACACCGCGUACUUGGCGCACAGCAUCGAGAAUCCCACCCAGGUCUGGCACCUGAUGGGCUGGGACAGCGUCGAAGCCCACCGGGCCUGGCGGAGCCAUCCCGACAACGCCGAGAUCAAGCAGGGCCUGGAGGCGGCCUUCAUCGACCCCUCGGCCGGCCCCAGCUUCGUCAAGCACAUGGCCGUGGAGCCCUUCCCGGCCGAGGUGCUAGACGGGGCCAAGGCCGGCGUGGUCGAGGUCCUGGCCGCCUACUUUCCCGCGUCGACGACGGCCGGGGAGAGGGCCGGGAUCUCGGGCGUGUUUCGCGACUUCGCCGCGGGGGCGCUGCCCGCCUCGCCCGACUUCAGGGGCGCGAGCAUGGGCUGGGGCGUCGAGAGCGACUUCCCGCUGCCCGGCGACGGGGGUGGUGGUGGUGGUGGUGCCAGGUUCGCGGCGCACUUUGCCCUGAUCGGCUGGACGAGCGUCGAGGGGCACCAGAAGUUUCGCGAGACGGAGGUCUUCAAGGGCAGCAUCGGGUCCCUGAGGGCGCUCCCCGGGCUGGUCAAGAUGUCGGUCUGUCACAUUAGGUGCAAGGCCAUCGGUGCAUGA